Dentiscutata erythropus is the source of this 254-nucleotide messenger RNA. Lineage: Eukaryota; Fungi; Glomeromycota; Glomeromycetes; Diversisporales; Gigasporaceae. The record is from the annotation of a GenBank genome assembly.
GAAAUAUGGAAAACUCAUUUUUUAAAAAUGUACAACGAAAUGACCAGUAUCCAUUGCUUUAUGAAGCUACACAAUCGAUUUGGAAAGCUAUUAAUAAUAGCGAUAACUCACCUGUUGAAUUAACUAAUCAUGAAAUGGACUAUCAUUAUGAAAUUGAUUUAAGUAUGGACGAACAUGAUUCAUCAAGUACUAGCGAUGUUGAUAUGGAAAUUACAAAUAAUAAAGCAAUUGAAUUAAAAGAAGUACUAGAAAAG